GGUCUUGCACUUACCAUGAUCCUAUUACCCACUAUAUCCCUUCCCCUCACGAAAAAAACAACCACCGUCGGUUGGUUGGCGGCGUAUUUGCAUGUAGACUAGGGAAAAGGUGACCCAACAGGGAUGAUUGCUCAAUGAAUUUUAAUGUCUCUCAUGCUCACAUUUGUUAUUCUUGCUGUCUUUAAGGAGAUUUUCUGUUUCUGUCGGUGUCAUUUUGUAUUAAAUCGUCUUGGUUGCCCUUUAGGUAAGCUUCGUAGAAUAUGUCGUGAUGCAACCUAGUGGUCCCCCCGCAGUUCUUGGUAGCAUUUAACGGGAUUCUCCAAGGUCCAUGGUCCCGCAUAUUAGUGUACCUGCUGGAGGGAGAGGAGGGGGAGGGGGAAGAUAGUAGUGUUAGUGGUAGUAGUAUAUACAAGUUACCCUACCUGUUAUUGGAUUGGAUUCAGAUUCCAACUUAUACAUAUUUCGUUUACGAAUAUUUCCUUUUGGCCCUUCGAUUCCUAUGAACAAUGUCAUCGAGCGCGCCAAACGACAACAUCAAGUCCGAAGCGGGGGCCGCCGAGGCGGAAGCGCAGCUCAACAAGGACUACGACCUCUCGCGGGCGAUGGACUCGCGGCGGGGUUUGCGGCAGGGGCUGACGUCGUACGGGGACGCGCACUUCUCGCUGUUCCUGCGGAAGGUGUUCAUCAAGGCGCUGGGGUACUCGGAGGACGCGCUGUCGCGGCCGAUCGUCGGGAUCGCCAACACGUCGUCCGGGUUCAACCCGUGCCACGCCAACGCGCCGCAGCUGCUGGACGCCGUGCGGCGCGGCGUGCACCUCGCGGGGGGGCUCGCGGUAGAUUUCCCCACCAUAAGCCUCCACGAGUCGUUCGCGGCGCCGUCCAGCAUGUUCCUUAGGAACCUGAUGAGCAUGGACACCGAGGAGAUGAUUAGGGCGCAGCCGGUUGAUGCGGUGGUGCUGAUUGGCGGAUGCGACAAGACGACCCCGGCGCAGCUCAUGGGUGGGAUAUCGGCGAACAAGCCGAUCCUACACCUCGUCACGGGGCCGAUGAUGCCGGGUAGCCAUAAGGGAGUGCGGAUCGGGGCGUGCACCGACUGCCGGAAUAAUUGGGCGAACUUCCGUGCUGGCGUUACUGAUAUCGAAGACAUUGCGGCGCUGAAUGAAGAGCUCGCGCCAACGGCUGGUACUUGCGGAGUUAUGGGCACGGCGAGCACGAUGGCAUGUAUCCUGGUAGCACUCGGCCUCAUGCCAUUUAAAGGGGCAACAGCACCAGCCGUGUCAUCAGCUCGUCUUCGAAUCGCCGAGGAAACCGGUGCCAACGCCGUGAGGGUUAUCUCUGCCGGCGACAAGUUGAAACCCCAGUCCCUGUUAACGCGUGAAUCAUUUAUCAACGCCAUCACUGUGCUGCAGGCGAUCGGCGGAUCGACCAAUGCCGUAGUGCAUCUAAUGGCCAUCAUCAACCGGCAUCCCGCCGUUGCGGGAACAAUCACUCUCGAUACCUUCGACGAGAUCGGGUGCCGCACUCCUCUCCUCGUCGACCUAAAACCUAGCGGCUCCAAUUACAUGACCGAUUUCCACAACUCGGGCGGCAUGGCCGCGCUGCUGCGGGAACUCAGGCCGAUCUUACACCUCGACGCGCUGACAAUCUCCGGGAAGACUCUCGGAGAAGCGCUAGAUAGCGAGCGCGCCAUGCCGGUGCCGCAAGCCCUCCGCUGCAUCCAGCCCUUCGACGCUCCUCUCUACCCGGCCUCGUCGCUCGUCGUGCUGCGCGGGAACCUCGCGCCGGGAGGCGCCGUCCUGAAGGCGAGCGCGUCCAAGGAUCGGCGGCUGCUGAAGCACUCGGGACCGGCGGUAGUCUUCGCGGGGGCGGCGGACCUGGCGGCGCGCAUCGACGGCGAGGAGCUGGCGGCGACGCCCGACAGCGUGCUCGUGCUGCAGAACAUCGGGCCUGUGGGCCACCCGGGGAUGCCGGAGGCCGGGCUGGUGCCGAUACCGCGGGCGCUGGCGGCGCGCGGGGUCGCGGACAUGCUGCGGGUGUCGGACGGGCGGAUGAGCGGGACGGCGGGGGGCACCGUCGUCCUGCACGUGGCGCCGGAGGCGGCGAGCCCGGGGUCCGUGCUGGGGAUCGUGAGGGACGGGGACGUGGUUACGUGCGAUGUCGAGAGGAGGCUUUUGCAGGUGGAGAUUAGCGACGAGGAGAUUGAGAGGAGGAGGGAGGCUAGGCGGGAAGAGAUGGAGAAGGAGGAGAAGGAGGAGGAGGGGGAUGGUUUGUCGAAAUACCCGUGGAAGGCGAGGGAGAAGAUGAGAGGGUAUAGAGGCUUGUAUAUGAGGUCAGUUAAUCAGGCAGAUCAGGGGGCGGAUUUCGACUUUUUGCGUGCUGAGGGGCCGGCGUGAUGGUAUAUUUUUUCACCCUAGGGCAGGGGAUGACAGGUACCUAACCUUACCUAAGACUACUUCGCAUAUAUUAUGUUUUGGCUUGGAUUAAAACGACAUACAUAUAAGUAAUUGGAAUACCACGUCUUGUCAUCCAUCUAGUACUCUCUUCACUGACCCUUAACAACGAGAAGAGGCUUUCCGACUUUCUUCGCCUCCUCAUUCAACGCAUCAAUUUCGGCCUGCACGAACGGAAUUCCUGUCUUUUCCCUCUGCU
Molecule: messenger RNA, 2649 nt
Organism: Daldinia caldariorum
Lineage: Eukaryota; Fungi; Ascomycota; Sordariomycetes; Xylariales; Hypoxylaceae
Product: dihydroxy-acid and 6-phosphogluconate dehydratase
Exons: 4
Coding region: 507-2393 (628 amino acids)
Molecular function (GO): hydro-lyase activity
Source: RefSeq, a predicted model, not a curated record